Messenger RNA from Homarus americanus (American lobster), 1655 nucleotides. RefSeq lists its product as uncharacterized. The transcript is spliced from 5 exons. The record is from RefSeq and is a predicted model, not a curated record. The coding region runs from base 131 to 1027 and encodes 298 amino acids. NCBI's taxonomy places the organism in Eukaryota, Metazoa, Arthropoda, Malacostraca, Decapoda, Nephropidae.
UCAAAGGUUUAGGGUUUAUAGUGUAACAAGCUGAUGUGAGGAAAUUAUCAUAUAGUUACUUACUACUAAAGGCUUUCUUUCCUAGGUGAUAAAUUUGGGUUUAUUUGGACCUAACUUUGAACCCAAUCCUAUGGCUGGCAUGCUGGUACGAGACCCACUGCUCGUCAAUAACAAGCUUCUUUAUGAAAUACUAAAUCCAGAUUCCUGUAAUGAUGAAAACCACGAGGACCUAGAUUUUGGUAACCUUCUCUCCAAGAUGGCCACACCUACUGCCUCGAUGGGUUUAUCAGAGUUGUUCGAAAAUAUGCUUAGUAUAUUUAGUAGUGGGAGUCCACAAAAUUCUCUGUCUGAUCCAUUUUCAAAGGGUGAAGGUGCGCCAACCUUUCUGCUUUUUGGUAUGCCUGAAACAAAAGUGUCCAAGAAAUUGGCUCUCAGUUUCAUAGCAUCUAAGGACUCCACCUUUGAAACUGUUGGACUGGUUAAAGGCAAGCCAGGGGGGGUUGGGGGUGGUGUUACAGUGAGGUAUGGACACCAUUUGAUGAACCUCUUGACAGUUCGACGAGCUCGGCCUCGACUCUUGGUGGAUGGACCCAAUGGUACAACAUUUCAUCCUGAUGUUGCUGAGGUAAUCCCACGCGUUGAUGGUUUAAUAUGUUACAUGGAUGCCACAUGUCACUGUGACAAUAGCAGUAACAAGAGCUUGUAUAACAAAAAACAAAAUGUCUGCUGCACAAAUUCUCACACAAUUGAUGUGCUGGAGCUAGAAGCAAUGAUGAGGACGAUCCCUUCAGAACUAUCACCACCCAUCCUUGUCCUCCUAGCACACAUGGAUGACCCUCAGCCCAUAUCUAACGACUCUGACUUUGACGGUGAUGAUUUUGCAAAUACGUGUAAUAAAUCCCAGGCCUAUCACAGUGGUCAUCCAGCACGUCACCGCCCUACCAUGUUACAUAGUGUUCUUGGGACGCUGGAUCUGCCAUGGGCUGUGAGUAUCACUCUCAGAUGUUGUUGUCUGUUUCUCGAAUAAUAUAGUGACCUUUGUUAUACUGUAUUUUUAUGUUGAUAAAGAUUCACAGAGUAAUGAUGAGGGAGAAGAAAUCUUUCUGUUAACAAUAGCUAACAUUGACAGGAUGAAUGAUUAAUUUAAGGAAAAUUCUAAAUUGUCCAUUCUGUAGAGAGUAGAUGAUGAUAAUUGACUCAGGGAAAGCAUGGAAUGUAAUGUAUUAGAAGUGCAUGGUGUGUGUGGGUAGGUACUUCAAAUUGCGAUAAAGUUUUACAAAGGAACAUUAAUUACUGUACAGUACGUAAUUAUCAGCAGGGGAUUGGAAAAUGGCUCUGGGUCAAGGUGGGAGUUAGUUAGAGUUGUCAUCUGUCUACAAGGGUGUAUAAUAUAACCCUAUGUCUGGCACAGGUGACUCAGGUAAAGUCAGACAGAUCUACUGGUUGAACACUUAAGGUUCUUGGGAUCCCCUGAAUGUUGACUGGAGCUAUUUCAUAAAUAACCAAGUUGGCUUUGCCGUCACAACCCUGUCCCUUUAGUGAAAAAUGGAACAAAUUGAGAUCAGCUUACCUGUUACUUCCACUCAGAAUGAUAUGCAUCUCCUAGGAGACCACUCUAAGGAUUUUAUGGUUGUGGCUCAAUUUAACCAAUUAAA